Molecule: messenger RNA, 1535 nt
Organism: Liolophura sinensis
Lineage: Eukaryota; Metazoa; Mollusca; Polyplacophora; Chitonida; Chitonidae
Exons: 6
Coding region: 32-637 (201 amino acids)
Source: RefSeq, a predicted model, not a curated record
GGAGCGUUCUCCGGGCUCCCCCACCUCACCAAUGAAAGAUACACGAGGUAGUUUAGAGGCUCCAAAUAACUCACUGGUAUCUGGUGUACAGCAGACAGGAAAGAACUUCAGUAGCAGGAGUUUAGAGCCUCAGGGGCAUGGGGAUGGAGGUGUGGGCAAACAGAAACUGUCGAGUAAACAUGCAGUUCUCAAGUCUCCUCGUCAGGCCGGGCAAAAUCAAGGUGCACUAGAUACAGCCCAGUUAGUGGAGAUCUCACAGCUAUUACAAAUGUACAGGACCCAGGAUGGAGGGUCCCCCAGGGGUUCUCCCUCAGGCCAGCUGUUGGAGCUGCUCCAAGGCCUCUCACACAGACAAGGCAAUUUGUCUCCGUCUCAUUCUGAUGAGAAGGUAGAUCACCCUGCCACAUCAGCCCCUGGUAGCAGAAUGGCACGGAGUGUGGUAAGAAGGAGUGGAGACCGGAACAAGAGACUUGCCUCUGUCAAACAGUCCAACCUUAAUGGAGCCACGAGAGACGUUGGCCGUUCUUCCAGUGUGGAUCGCGCCAGUUCAUUACGACAGACGCAGAUGAAAAAAUCAGAAAGAAAAUUUUCGGCAGGAACAUCGCAAAACAGGACGGCUGUUCCGAAAUGGAAAUGAUCAGUGUUCCCAUUUACAAAUUAGUGAAAGAAAUAGGCUCAAAUGUUUUAACACUGCCAUAUUUCCUCCAUAAGUGUUUUGUGAUUAGGUUAGAUUUAUACUUACAUUUCUGUUCUCGGAGGAGCAUCAUGUGCUUAAAAUCAAUGAGGGAAUCAUUUAGGCCAUUCUGGGGCCUCUGUGGCCGAGGUGGUUAGCAUGCCAGCAUAGCACAAUGACCCAGAAGCCUCUCACCAAGGUGGUCCAGCUCUUGCUGACCACCUCCGCAGGCCUGUGUCGGAAGGUCAGUCAACAGCCUGCCGAUGGUGGUGGGUUUCUCCAGGGCUCGACUCAGUUUCAUCCCACCAUAACGCUGACCGCCAUCAUAUAAGUGAAAUAUUUCGGAGUAUGGCGUAAAACACCAAUCAAAUAAAUAAAUUAGGGAAUUUCCAAAAUUCACAGAGCCAGGACAGUUUUCAUUGACAAUAAUCUGUAAAGACUGGUAUGGCUGUUUGUGCGGUCUUACAUGAAGGUUGUUGAAAGUUAUAAAUUGUGCCAGGAUAUAGAAGAACAUGGCAGUAUGUACAACCAUUUUUGUUUUCAGAGUCAACAAACUUUCAAAGGGCUUAACUACAUGUACUGUGUAUAAAUCAAGCUCUAUUAAAUCUAAUGAAUAUUUUUUUAAAUUAUUGUUUACUAAUACAAGGGCUGUUUCUCUUACAAAUUUCUGUUAUCGGCAGGCUUGAUAGCUCCUAAAUAGUGAGCAUAAUUUUGAUUUGCAUUUUGUGAUUCACAGUUCCACCUUUAUAGUUUCUGUGAUUAAAAGUUUAAAAUUAUUUUGUUGUCAAGAUAUGGCCUCGGCUACAGUAUGAACUUUAUCCUGGGCUAAACCUCUAUACAGUUUACAUGUUAUGCAUAAGAA